Suillus subalutaceus is the source of this 1653-nucleotide messenger RNA. Its product is annotated as histidine phosphatase superfamily. Gene Ontology annotation, biological process: dephosphorylation. The transcript has 12 exons. Lineage: Eukaryota; Fungi; Basidiomycota; Agaricomycetes; Boletales; Suillaceae. The record is from RefSeq and is a predicted model, not a curated record. The coding region runs from base 298 to 1545 and encodes 415 amino acids. Gene Ontology annotation, molecular function: phosphatase activity.
CCUACCACCGUCAGGAAGCAAGUGUACGCAUGCACUUUUCAAUUUACAGAACGGCCAUCAUACUGCUUUCCGCAAGCUUCUAUGCAUUAACUCCAUGCUGUCCCCUCCUUGCGUUUUCCAAGCCUUCUCCUUGCUAACCUAAUGUGAUCUAGAGUGACAAGUGCAAGGCAUACAUGGCGCAGGGGCUGGCGUUCUACCAUGAUUUAAGGACCAGAAUUCCAACUGUCACAACAGAACAGCAGCAUUCCUCCUCUCCAAUUCCUCAACACUCACCAACUACCUACUCCCAAUACCAACAUGACUAACGUUCUUGGUGUUCUCAUCAUCGCCCGUAAUGGUGACCGCACAGAGUACUACCAGGACCCUGUGACCUAUGAGAGCUCCUACACCGAAAGCACUGCUCUUGGUGUUGUCCAGUCUCACCAGCUCGGAUCCUUUCUUCGCUCGACCUACAUGUCCUCGUCUUCUCCUUCAUACAUCGCGAACAUGAAAACCGACCUCGUAGACACCCAUGAGGUCCACGUCCAUGCCAAGGCUGGCGGUGAGGGUGAUGUCAUCUUUGACUCUGCUGUCGCUCUCCUCCAGGGUCUUUUCCCUCCCAACCCUGCCAACAAGAUUGUUCUUGCCAACGAGACCACUGUCGUUGCUCCCCUUGGCGGUUACCAGUACGUUCCCAUCCAGACCGUCGAUCCCGGUAACGACAGGUCCCUUGAGCCAUGGAUUGACUGUCCGGCUUUCGUGCAACACAUCUCCAAUGUCUACUCAUCGUCUGAGUUCAAGGCAACCGCGAAGGCCGCCGGUCCUUUCUUCGGUGCUGUCAGGGACUACGUUUUCGGCCGCCCUACUACUCUUGAGAAUGCUAUUUACGACUACAUCUCGACUGGGUAUUCUCACAACAAGACCUACGCUCACCGCCUUCUCCCUACCUUGGUUGAGCAGGCUCGUGGUUUUGCUGACUACCACGAGAAUGCCAUCUUCUCGGACAAGCAUGUCGGUGGUAUUGGUAACUUGGCUGGCCGCACGAUCCUCCACACGGUCUUGAACUCCCUCCAGCGGAUUGCAUUCAACGGCGACCCUCUACAGUUCCUCCUCGUUGAGACCUCCUACCAGCCGUUUAUCUCCCUAUUCCACAUGCUUGAGAUGAUUAAGGAGAACCCUGAGCUCGCCGGUAUCCCGAACUACGCUUCUGCUCUUGCCUUCGAGCUCCACCGUGACUUCGUCAGGAUCAAGUUCAAGAACGGCACCCGCGGCGACUUUCGAGACCUACCACGCUCUCGGCCACAAAAGCAAUGGGCCGCUGCUUGCAGCUCAGGUCUUACUGAUGACUGGGUCCACAAUGGCUCCCAGAACGCGAUCUCCAGCACUGUCUUCGCCAUUCUGGCUGCUUGUUUUCCUCUUCGGCAUAGCGCGCGUGCCAAGGCUCAGAGCACUCGCAUCCGCCUUGCUGAGGAUGAGGUGACCAGUACCCCGGAUUAUGGAACCCUUUCCAACAACAUCGUCGCUCAGCCCGCUUCCAUGAGUGAGAAGCAGCGCCUUCCCCUGUAAACACUGGUCUAGUAGGAGUCGUAGAGGUUGAAAAAUUGUUUGGUAUUUGGAUCGCAUCGCAUUGCUUCAUAGACUCUUGCCGCAUUUUUUCUUCUCGUUUGCAAUAUG